This is a messenger RNA of Anolis sagrei ordinatus, 2525 nucleotides long. It is a transcript of the gene C3H3orf70, whose product is annotated as chromosome 3 C3orf70 homolog. The record is from RefSeq and is a predicted model, not a curated record. NCBI's taxonomy places the organism in Eukaryota, Metazoa, Chordata, Lepidosauria, Squamata, Anolidae. Gene Ontology annotation, biological process: nervous system development.
CCAGAGGCGGGGCCAGCCGGGCCAGCCUCGCCUCGGUGGCGCUGAGGCGGCGGAGGGAGCAGGCGGGCGGUGGGCUGGGAGGCAGGCAAGCAAGCGGGGCAAGGAAGGCAGGCAGGAGGCAGGAUGAGCGGGACCGGAGAGCCGCCUGCCCCUUCCUCUGCCUCCUCCUCAUCCGCUGGGAAGAGCGAGAAGCUGGACGAGGCUCAAGCGCUGGCCCGCAGUUGCGCCGGGAGACCCGACUUCCAGCCCUGCGACGGGCUCUCGCUCUGCGCCACCCACAGCCACGGGAGGUGCUUCCGACUCCACUGGUGCUGCCACCUGGGAUGGUGCCACUGUAAAUAUGUUUAUCAACCUAUGACUCCGGUCGAGCAGCUUCCAAGCACCGAAAUCCCUGUUCAGCCUCGAGGAUCCACAAACACCAUUCAGAUCUCUGUCUCGCUCACGGAACACUUUUUGAAGUUUGCACCUGUCUUCCAACCACCGUUGCCCCCAGACUCCCCCCGGUUCUGCACAAUCUCGGACCUCUUUAUUGACAACUACCGUGUGAAAUGCAUCAAUGGGAAGAUGUGUUAUGUCCAGAGGCAACCUCCUGCUGUACCCCAUAAAAUGAAGCCUCAGGAGGUCCCCACACGCAAUGCCUUAAUUCUGAGAGAGAAUAAUACACCAAAAAUAGAUCAUUGCUCUUCCCCCUCCAGCUCUGAGGACUCUGGGAUCAAUGCCGUUGGGGCUCACUAUAUGGAGUCCUGUGAUGAAGACACCGAGGAAGGGGCGGAGCUCAGCUCAGAAGAAGAUUAUAGUCCAGACAGUAGCUGGGAACCGGACGAGUGUCCCCUCUUAUCACCCUCACAAUGUGAACUAGAAGUGAUUGAGACCAUAGAAACCACAGUGUGAAAUGCUGACCUGGGAACUAGCUAGGCAUAUUUGAAACAAUACUGGUUUUCUAGCAUUUAUACCGGCUUUUUCUGACAGGUCUUUUUUUCCAAUGCACUUGAUAUCCCAUGAGGAAUGCAGUGACAGUAUUAGCCAUCUGUGAAGUAGCUGGUUGAUACGAAUUGUACCAAUAAGUUUCUAAGAGUCCUGUCAUAUCAUUUAAAGGGUGUCACCAGUUUGACAUCAUUACUUACAAACUCUCCCGUUAAGGGCACAUAAAUGUUGAAGAUCCAACCAAAUUGUAAGCUACUCCUACUCAUUCCAAAUUUUAAAUAAUAGAUAUGGUUACUCCUUUUGAACUACAAUUCAGUGUUUCAUGCUCUUCCAAAAAAACAAUAUUAGGUUUGCCAUAUGCCAGCUGGGUGAGCUGAGCUGAAUCUGUAUAUUUCAUGUAGGAGACCGAAGCUGUGCUUCUCAUUAGAGACUCUGUGUUCGGUGCACCACUUUCCAAGAAUCCUACAAACACAUUUUCCCAUCAAGAUUAACUCAGGGGUUCCCAGCAUAAGCACAAUACAUUGUCGAUAACUCAAACCCUGUCUCUGGAACAGGAGAAUGAGAAAGAGGCUAGAACUGAAAUCCUCCGUAAGACUGGGUUUAUACUGCCAUCUGACCAAAUUCCAUUGGUCUCCUUAACUUAAAAUUCUUUAAAUGGUUCCCGAGUUAACUGGAUUUAGUCGUGAAGUCCUGGUGUACCUACGAGAGCUGCUAAUGUGAAACUGGUCCACGAUAAUUUCAGAUUCAGUGCAUAUUCACACUACUAAACUUUGAGUUUGUUUUCCUAACCUGACAGGUGUUUGGCUUCAAAUGAACCCAAAGCAAAACAGAUUAAGCUGUCGCCUUCUGAUCAUAGCAGACAGCUGCCACGAGUCUAUCAGAUCCUGUUCAGGGAGAAAAGCAGCACAACUAAUCAGUGUCAUGCUUGCUCCUUCUGGGACAAAUACAUUCACACAACACCCUUCUGCUGUGAUGAUGAUCAACCUAUGCACACUAGAGCUGAAAUGUAUUUCAAAUAGCUGUGCAUGAAUUGACCAUAAGGCAACCAAACAUUAGAAACCAGCUCGAUGUGUAAGAAGGCAGUGGAGUACAAUAGUCCUAUUCUACCGAUCGCUUACUCUAGUUCUGAUUUGGUGAUGGUUCCAGAUUCAUUUUUAGUACUGAGGUCAAAGUAUUAUCUGUUUAAAUGGACCAUUCCUAUGCCCAUUAGGCAGAAAAGUAACUAGCUAAAAGAGAGGCUGCCACUGUAAAUGUAGUUGCUGGAGCACUUGGAUUUCAUCAAAGAGCACUUAAAUCAGGAGCAGCUAAUUGGCCUAACCCUUCCCUCUUUCACUAUGUCUUGCAAACCCUCCAUAAUAAUUAGAUCCCAUUAUCAGAUACAGAACUGAUGAAACAUGUACAGUGGUCAGACAGGUCUUUAACACCCCUGCUGUAAUUGUGUGUCAGCUUUCGUGAUACAGAGGCAGGUUAUUGUCUGGGGAAAGAUCUGCUGACCGGUCCAAGCGUAGUGACCCUUGUAAGGAUGUGUGACUGUUUUUUCUUUUGAGUUUUGCUGUUGUUGUACUUUAGUCAGCAAAUUAAAGUAUAGCAGUCAUGCGAAA